Messenger RNA from Seriola dumerili (greater amberjack), 885 nucleotides. RefSeq names its product chymotrypsin-C-like. Bases 25 to 834 code for a protein of 269 amino acids. The transcript is spliced from 8 exons. Lineage: Eukaryota; Metazoa; Chordata; Actinopteri; Carangiformes; Carangidae. Gene Ontology annotation, molecular function: serine-type endopeptidase activity. The record is from RefSeq and is a predicted model, not a curated record. Gene Ontology annotation, biological process: proteolysis.
AUUAGGGCUACAUACUCUACAGUCAUGAGCAUGAGGAGUCUGGUGGUUCUCGCUUUCGUGGUAGCUAGUGCCUAUGGCUGUGGUGUUCCCACUUUCCCCCCUGUGCUGAGCAGGGUGGUGGCGGGAGAGGAUGUCAGGCCUCACAGCUGGCCCUGGCAGAUCUCGCUCCAGUCAGGCAGCAGCGGGCGCUGGAUGCACGUCUGUGGAGGCACCCUCAUCUCCGCUGACUGGGUCCUCACUGCUGCCCACUGUAUCAAUGAUCGCAACAGAUACAGAGUGGAGCUGGGUAAACACAGCCUGAGGGCGAGCGAGGAGGGCUCCAUCGCUGUGGGAACAGCAAAAAUCAUCACUCAUGAGGACUACAACUUCAUGCUCAGCCGUAACGACAUUGCCCUGAUCAAGCUGUCUUCCCCUGUGACCCUCUCUGACACGGUCAUGCCAGCCUGCCUCCCAGACCGGGACUUCGUCCUGCCCCACGGCUCUCCCUGCUAUGUCACCGGCUGGGGUCGACUCUCCACCAGCGGUCCUCUGGCUGACAUCCUGCAGCAGGCUCUCCUGCCAGUAGUUGGCCAUAACAUCUGCAAACAGCCCGACUGGUGGAGCGUCCUGGCAACAGACAAGAUGGUCUGUGCUGGCGGAGAUGGCAUCACUGCUGGCUGUAACGGAGACUCUGGUGGCCCCCUGAACUGCCAGAACCCCGAUGGCUCCUGGGACGUCCACGGCGUGGUGAGCUUCGGCUCUGGUCAGGGCUGCAACGUCUUCCAGAAACCCACUGUCUUUACACAAGUCAGCUCCUACAUCAGCUGGAUCAACACAAUUAUGACCAAAUACUGAAGAAACUAUUCAAGUACGUCUGUCUGCAAUAAAAACAACUAUGAUCUAAGA